AUCCGUAUCCGACCCCGGAUAUUCAAUGCGGAGACGCACACUUGCACCUACCACACCUUAUCAUUAAUGCUGGCUAGAGUGGAGUGCGACCGUUGAUCUAUCACAAUCUACUCCAACUCUACCCCGAAUCCCUACUCGAGAUGUUGUUGGCUAGCUAUAAUGUCUCCCCAAGUAGAGCGAUGCAGACCCUGGCACACAUAUCUUACGAAGAUCGAUAAAAGAGCUCAUAGCACCCCUCUCGAUAAUUUAUAGGCACAAAUCAAAUUGCAACACUUGCAAUGGCAGACUCUGCGGCAGCCAUAUUGCCUGUUGGCGCUGGAUAUGGCGUCGUCGUGGGUAUCGGGUUCUUCUUCGCAUUCCUGAUGAUGGGCAUAUCAUGGAUACAGAAUAGAUACACAGCAUACUCGACAAAACAAUCGGAAGAGUUCAACACCGCAUCUCGGUCCGUCAAGCCAGGCCUUAUAGCUUCGGGCAUUGUAUCGGCGUGGACUUGGGCGGCUACUUUGCUGCAGUCAAGUACUGUCGCAUACACGUACGGAGUCGCCGGCCCAUUUUGGUACGCUGCCGGAGCGACUGUACAGAUCCUCGUGUUCUCGAUUCUAGCUUGUAAAGUCAAGCAGAAUGCGCCGCGAUGCCAUACUUACCUCGAGAUCAUCAAUGCCAGAUAUGGUCGCCUGGCGCAUAUAGUGUUCAUGAUGUUUGCGUUCAUCACGAACAUCCUUGUCGGCAGCCAGCUGUUGCUUGGUGGUAGCGCCGUAGUCACUGCCUUGACUGGCAUGAAUGUCUAUGCUGCUAUCUUCCUCAUUCCUGUUGGCGUGUGCGCGUAUGUGAUCCUCGGAGGUCUUCGAGCGACUUUCUUGUGCGACUACUCGCACACAUUGAUCUUGAUGAUCAUCAUCCUGUACUUCAUGUUCCACGCAUACGCCACGAGCGACCUCAUCGGCUCACCGAGCGCUAUGUACGAUCUGUUGAAAAGCGCCGCGGCUUCACGGCCCAUCGACGGCAACCACGAGGGCUCUUACGUUACACUGAAGUCCAAUCUUGGGCUCAUCUUUGGUGUUAUUCAACUCUGCUCUGGCUCUGGAACUGUGUUUCUGGAUCAAGCGUACUGGCAACGAGCCAUUGCAUCUCAGCCCUCUACAGCAGUGAGAGCAUACAUUCUUGGUGGCAUUGCCUGGUUCGCAAUUCCAUUUGGAUUCUCGACGACUCUGGGACUGGCUGCUGCUGCUCUAACGGAUCAUCCGAGCUUCCCAACCUAUCCAAACGUACCAAGCGCACACGAAAUCUCGUCUGGUCUCGCAGCUCCGUACGCAGCAAUUGCUUUGCUAGGAAAGAAUGGAGCGGCCGCGUUAUUAAUCGUCUUGUUCAUGGCGGUCACCUCGUGUGCCUCAGCAGAGCUCAUUGCGACGUCGAGUCUUCUUACUUUCGAUGUCUACAAGGCUUACAUACAGCCCAAGGCUACACCUAAGCAACUCAUAUUUGUAUCACACAUCAUGAUCUGUGUAUUCGGUGUGGUCAUGGCUGUUUUUGCCUGCAUCUGGAACGUUGCAACAAUCGAUCUGGGCUGGCUCUUUCUAGUCAUGGGUCUCCUGAUCGGCGGUGCAGUCUUCCCCGCUGCAUUCUCAAUCAUCUGGAAGAAGCAGACCCGUCUCGCCGCCAUCUCAGGCUGUCUCUGCGGCCUCGCCGCCGGCCUCAUCGCCUGGCUGACAACAGCAUACCACUACUACGGCGAAAUCACCGUUGCCACCACCGGCACCGAAUACGCCACGCUUGCGGGCAACCUGGCCGCGAUCAUGACCGGCCUCAUCGUGACCACCACAAUCACACUUAUUAAACCAGACGACUUCGACUGGGAGAUCACCCGCGCCAUCAAUGCCAUCCCCGUGAGCGAGGGCGUCACCCACGCCAACGCCGACACACCCGACCGCACCGCAUCCCUCUCCGACCACGAGAAAUCCGACAGCAAGACCACCCCGCCGUCUGACACCACCGCUCCCUCCGAAGCUGAGGUCGAAGCCGCUCUGCACGUGUCUCCCAGCCCCGUCGACGAUUCCCCGUCGUCGCUCCGCAGCGCAUUCAAACUCGCGUGCAUAUCUUCCUUCGUGCUGACCUUCAUUCUGGACUUUUUGCUGCCCAUGCCGAUGUUCUUCAGCCACUACGUUUUCAGCAAGGGCUUCUUCACUGCGUGGGUAGUCAUUAGCUUUAUUUGGGUGUUUGUGAGUAGUGCGAUCAGCUGCUUUUUGCCGAUCUGGGAGACAAGGAGUUUUUGGGGCGAGUUGUAUGGGAGGAUUCGGAGGGGAGAGGUUGGCGGGAAGUGAGACAAUAGUGUUCGAUGAAGUCAGAGGGUGCUGUAGGUUCACGAUUAUGUCUUUUAUGGGUAAG
Molecule: messenger RNA, 2382 nt
Organism: Boeremia exigua
Lineage: Eukaryota; Fungi; Ascomycota; Dothideomycetes; Pleosporales; Didymellaceae
Product: solute symporter family transporter
Exons: 5
Coding region: 279-2318 (679 amino acids)
Biological process (GO): urea transmembrane transport
Cellular component (GO): plasma membrane
Molecular function (GO): urea transmembrane transporter activity
Source: RefSeq, a predicted model, not a curated record